UUAGUUUCUAUUUUCACCAAACUAACUUCUAACUAACUAAGUUAGAAAUUUUGACGUUUUCAGAAACUAACUUAUAUUCUAACUUAGUUAGUUUUAUUAUUAAAGUAACUUAACUUCAACUAGUUGAAAAAAAUGACUAACUUGCCCAGCUCUGCUAUAAUGCAUCAAGGAUAUACACUUUGCCAUCGGUAACCACCCACGAAAUUUGAAAUUGAAGCAUUAUUUCGAUAAGUUAUGCUAUACACAGAUACAAAAAAAAAACACAUUAUUGUAAAAUUAAUACAUUCAUAAUUUCGUUCAGAAUUUAAAAAACCAUCAAUGGGUGACUUACAAUAAUUUUUUUUUAGUUUUGUUCCUAGUUUUUAGUUUAUACUCUUAUUAUGCCAAAAGUACAGAUUGUAUUAACUGUACAAAACAUAUAGGACAUAGGUAGUACUUACAUAUUUAAUUAAAUAUAAAUUUAAAACAUUUAAUUAUAAUUUUAGAAACUAAAUAAGUUUUAUUUAUAAUUAGCACUAUGGCACCUCAUCGAUCCAAAACUAGUGAGGUAUGGAAUCAUUUUACAGAAAUCGAAUAUCAGAAGGCAAAGUGCGGAUAUUGCAGUAUUAUCCUCAGCACUGCAGGAGGAUCUUUAAGUAACCUUAAACGACAUAUGAAGUCAAAACAUUAUACGAUUCCAUUAAAUACAAAUCAAAGGAAUGCAACAGAAGAUAUUGUUGAUGACCCAAUUAUACCCGGAUCCGAAUCUACUCCAGGUCCAUCUACAUCAUCUGAAUUGACUCAAGGUCCAUCAAUAUCUGAUACUGCUGGACCAUCAGGAACAUCUCGUCGUCGCAUAAAUGGACAGUCCACAUUAUCUAGUUAUUUCAGCAACACAAAGCCACUAAAUGUCAAUCAUCAAAAAAGAGUAGAUCAACAACUGAUUAAAAUGAUUGUUAAAGGGUAAAUAUAAU
Messenger RNA from Melanaphis sacchari, 953 nucleotides. RefSeq lists its product as uncharacterized. The coding region runs from base 518 to 946 and encodes 142 amino acids. Gene Ontology annotation, molecular function: DNA binding. NCBI's taxonomy places the organism in Eukaryota, Metazoa, Arthropoda, Insecta, Hemiptera, Aphididae. The transcript has 2 exons. The record is from RefSeq and is a predicted model, not a curated record.